AGAAAAUAAAGAAAGUAAAGUAAAUGAAUAUAGUGGAGAACCUGAGCCUAACAAAGUAUUACAUUUUGAAAGCAUAUGUACUACCGAAAAAAAUGAAAUUCCAGAGCCUAAUAGGAAAAAACAACUUUUAACUGAACAGGGGAGUGAGAUUAUUUGCGAAAAUGCCAAAAAAAUAAAUGGUAUAUACUUAUAGAUAUUGAUAUAAUACAGACGGUA
This is a messenger RNA of Acanthoscelides obtectus, 216 nucleotides long. NCBI's taxonomy places the organism in Eukaryota, Metazoa, Arthropoda, Insecta, Coleoptera, Chrysomelidae. The record is from the annotation of a GenBank genome assembly.